Messenger RNA from Cydia pomonella (codling moth), 1852 nucleotides. RefSeq lists its product as uncharacterized. NCBI's taxonomy places the organism in Eukaryota, Metazoa, Arthropoda, Insecta, Lepidoptera, Tortricidae. Bases 640 to 1413 code for a protein of 257 amino acids. The record is from RefSeq and is a predicted model, not a curated record. The transcript has 2 exons.
CUGUUUGAAAUGAGACAGUCCUGGGCCAAACUAUAAAUAAAACUUUUAGUCUAUGUUUAAUGUCUACAAAUUAAUAGUCAAGCAAAUUUUAUCAAUCAUUUACAUUAUCGUAACAAGUUAAAAGUUAAGUGUUAAAGUUAUUUUUGACAAUUGAUAGUUAAUUUGUGGUUAAGGUUUUCGUUAAAAUUAAGUACUUAUCUCAUUAGUGUAAAUUAUGAUUGUAAAAUUUACGUAUUUUUGCAAGUGGAAUCCCUGAUAUUCGUGUUUUCAAGACUGGCAACACUCAGCAUUGAAACGUCGAAUAACCUACAAUAUUUUCCUGUCGUCACGAAACCAUACAUACGUACAUAAAUAUUGUCAAUAAAUUUCGAACACAAUAAAAGUAAAAAAAUUGUGUUAAAAAUAUUUUUUGUGCUUUUAAAAUAAGUGAAAAGUCCGAUAAAUACAUCCCCGAACAUCGUUGUUUCCACGAAGUGAAAUUAAAUUGACGUGAUCGCCAUUUUACGAUUGGAAUGUCAACGCAAGUUAAUGCACAUAUUUAUUGAAUCAUAUUGAUAGUGUUUAACUGUCGACUCGAUUCCUAACCCGCCGAAUCUUUGAACUUUUAAAAGUUUUAAUUUAAACCGAUAAUUUAUCAUAAUGACUAGUGUAACGACAAAGGACAAAGAAUUUACAAUUCAAUUCAUAAAACAUUACAAAAUGCUGCCGGCGCUAUGGAACUCGAAAUGCGAAAGUUACCGCGACAAUAGCAUGAAGACGAAAUGUUAUAUGGUAUUGUUAAAAAAAUACAGAGAGCAUUAUCCAACGGCAAGUUUACGUGAUAUGAAAAGAAAAGUGAACUCACUGAGGUCGAAUUUCAGAAAAUAUAAUGUCAAGCUAAAGCCAGGGGAUCCUCCGCCGAAUUUGUACUGGUAUAAUGAGAUGAAAUUUGUCCUCGGGACCGAGGAGGUGGAAAAUGAAAUUGAUGUUGAUGCAACUUAUGAUGAGCUGAAAUGUGAAGAAAUGGAAAUUAGUGCGGCUGACUCGUUUGAUGACCAAGAGGAAGACCAUUUGGAAGAUGUGGAACACUUAGAAAUACCAGAAAGCGACAUAAAGUACUGGCAAAAUGAGCAAGACAAUCAAAGCUCACCAUUGCAUGUCUCAAAAACCUCAGAGAAAUCAACACCUAAAUUAAUCUACCACACCACACCAAACCAACCACAGCCAAAGCAAACAACUUCAAUAGUGCAUGAUGAGGAUGAAUUUGAUUUGUGGGGAAAAGUGAUGGCCACUGAAUUGAGAAAGUUGAAUGCGAGACAGCAGAUCUUUGCGAAAAAAGCCAUCACGGAUAUCUUGUUGGAAGGGCAGUUGGGAUUGCUGAAAAGGAACUCUGUACAGAUUAAUAAAGCUGAUGGACAUGGUACUGAAAUAUGAGAUUUAUUUUGUGUUAUUACUUUUUAAGAGCCAUGGAGAGAAGCAUUCUAAAAAUAAGGAAGUUCGCUCCGUGGCGAAUGAGACGCAACUGUCACAGUCGCACUAAUACUGAAGAGUGAUAGAGAGAGAUGACUAUGCUAUGUUACGGAGCAUUAAUGAUUGUAACGUUGGCUACGCAGCUAGAGUAGUUGACGCUCACACACACAAGCUCUAUCCCUAAAAUGGCGCUGGGCUUUUUUUUUAUACUACGUCGGUGGCAAACAAGCAUACGGCCCGCCUGAUGGUAAGCAGUAGCCUAUCCAGAGGAGUAACAUGCGCGUUGCCGACCCUAGAAUCCCUCCUCUCGGUGAGCUCUGGCAAGCUUACUCACCGGCAGGAACACAACACUAUGAGUAGGGUCUAGUGUUAUUUGGCUGCGGUUUUCUGUAAGGUGGAGGUA